Trypanosoma grayi is the source of this 600-nucleotide messenger RNA. RefSeq lists its product as hypothetical. Bases 1 to 600 code for a protein of 199 amino acids. NCBI's taxonomy places the organism in Eukaryota, Euglenozoa, Kinetoplastea, Trypanosomatida, Trypanosomatidae. The transcript has a single exon. The record is from RefSeq and is a predicted model, not a curated record.
AUGAGUGGGGCGGACAAGACGCCGCCGCCGUCAACGGGGUUCUCCAUGUCGGUCCUGCAGGAACCGUUUGUGCGAGAGCUCAUCAUGGAGAACGAGAUGAUGCUGGGCGAGAUUAGUUGUCUCCGCGCACGCCACGUAGAGGAGUGCCGCCAGCGCGUGCAUGCCACAGAGUCUGUGGCGCGGCAGCGGCUCGCCGCGCAAGAGGCGGCCUGGCGCGUGGAGUUAUGCAUUGCGUGGGUAUCGUGUCUGCAGCGCGAGUUGGGCGACACGGCGGAGGAGCUUCAGGCGGUCCGCGACGACAACGCCGAACUGCAACGCGUCAUGAUGACUGUGCAGGAGGAGCUCGGGAUGCAGGAGCCGCAGUCACCGCUCUCGCUAGUGGAAGAGAUUACGCCGGCACGUGUCAUCACGGCGGCGAGCCUGGGAAGCAAGCUGCAGGCAAACUACGCUGCCGGGUCAGACAGCAAAAGUAAUGUCUGCUCGCCGCGCGUGUCAUUUGGCCGCGCGCGGAAACGUGGGCGCGCCAGCGACGACGGGUGGCUGUUCUCACCCUCCAGGCUUGUUGUGGAGGAACGAAGUGCGAGUCAGCAACCCUUGUAA